AUGAAGGAGGAUGGGAGUUUGAAGUCGAGCCUGGAAAGUUAUCUGGCGUUCGCAGAAGGUGAAUUUGCCUCUGAGAGGAACAGCAUUGCUCAGAAACGGCGUAUGAUGGUGCUGCAUGGUUUGAUCCUUGAGGUGUUUCGAACAAAGUUAUCUAAAUUAGGAAACGAGCCUGAACUUUUGGCUGUUGUCGAAGGCUUAUGCAAAAUUAAACGUCAUUCGAAUACACGCCGUCAGGAUUCGCCGCUGGAUCACCAUCUAAUUACAAAGCUCAGAACCUAUGCGGUGCAAGAGAAGGCACAUCAUUUAGAAAGUGUUGUUCAGGAACUGAUGGCCAAUGUUACGGUAACACAUUCAUUAGAAGACCAGCAACAGGUCUGUGAAGAGGUGAUAUUUCCAGAGAUUGAAGCAUUGGAUUCCUUUGAGGGAAGGCAACAAGUCUGCCAAGCGCCUCCAAUGAUCCCUGAACUAAAGCGAGUAAUUGACGAGCUGACUGUUGUCGAUACAGAAAAAGAACCGAAGGUUGAUAGUAGCGCCGGUGCCUGUAGUAGAAAUGACAGUUGCUUAUGCGUAGUAUCUUACAAAUUGAAAAGGAACGACGGUGUUCUAACGAACUGUAUGGAUUUUUCUCCAGACUUCCGGUACCUAUGCUGCGGCUACGACGACUGCAGUCUUAACCUGUGGCAUUUGUCACCUACGACUCAGAAUCCUGUCUCCAUCCAGCAAGAUCCGCCAUACAAAUUAUUUCGUAUCCACGGUGGACCGCUGUUCGAUGUUAAGUUUCUGAAUGGUAGUGAAAGUGGGCUGCUAUCCGCAUCGACCGACACCUUCGUCCGUCUGCUGGACUUUCGUCGAGGU
Molecule: messenger RNA, 855 nt
Organism: Soboliphyme baturini
Lineage: Eukaryota; Metazoa; Nematoda; Enoplea; Dioctophymatida; Soboliphymatidae
Source: the annotation of a GenBank genome assembly